UCAUCUGAUAAACAAUCAUCAUGCAGUCUACGGUGUGCGUUCUCUUGCUGGCAUCACUGCUGGUGUCAUCCGUGGCAUCGGCCCCGGAAAAAUCGAGCCGGGUGGUCAACCCCUACGUAGAUAUGAAGGUCUCCCUAACCUUCUGGAAGGCGUGGCGCUACUGUGAAAGCCAGGGAAUGCAGCUGCCACAGAUCACUUCGGAUGCGGAGUUCAACAACUUCCGGCUGGCAACCGUUGCGGAUUUGAACGGAAAGUGGUGGACCGGAGGAAUCGAUCUGGGAUCUACUGGGUCAUAUGUGUGGAUCAACAAUGUUAAGUCGGUUUCGAGUCCGAUCGGUUACACCAACUGGUAUCCCGGAGAGCCCAACAACGCCAAUUCGGUUGAGCACUGCAUCGAGAUGACGAAUCAGUUCUGGAACGAUGCUGACUGUGGAAAUGUUAACAAAGUUGUGUGUCAACAGAAGACGACAUGUUGA
Molecule: messenger RNA, 476 nt
Organism: Uranotaenia lowii
Lineage: Eukaryota; Metazoa; Arthropoda; Insecta; Diptera; Culicidae
Product: perlucin-like
Exons: 1
Coding region: 21-476 (151 amino acids)
Biological process (GO): biological process involved in interspecies interaction between organisms
Cellular component (GO): external side of plasma membrane
Molecular function (GO): carbohydrate binding
Source: RefSeq, a predicted model, not a curated record